Molecule: messenger RNA, 1854 nt
Organism: Lathyrus sativus (Indian pea)
Lineage: Eukaryota; Viridiplantae; Streptophyta; Magnoliopsida; Fabales; Fabaceae
Source: the annotation of a GenBank genome assembly
AUGGAGCAGAAAAAAUAUGAAGGAUUUGCCGUGGGAAUUGAUCUUGGUACGACGUACUCGUGUGUUGCGGUGUGGCAAGAGCAACACAGCAGAGUGGAGAUUAUUCACAAUGAUCAAGGCAACAGAACCACACCUUCUUGUGUUGCUUUCACUGAUAAUCAAAGAUUGAUCGGUGAAGCAGCUAAGAAUCAAGCUGCAGCCAAUCCACAAAACACUAUCUUUGACGCUAAGAGGUUAAUUGGUAGAAAGUUUAGUGACGAUGUUGUUCAAAAAGAUAUGAACUUGUGGCCAUUCAAAGUCAUUGCUGAUGUAAACAACAAACCCAUGGUUGCUGUUAAGUACAAGGGACAGGAGAAGCAACUAUGUGCUGAGGAAAUUUCAUCAAUGGUGCUCACAAAGAUGCGGGAGAUUGCAGAAGCAUAUUUGGAAACACCUGUUAAGAAUGCAGUCAUCACAGUGCCGGCUUAUUUCAAUGAUUCUCAGCGUAAAGCCACUAUAGAUGCCGGUGCCAUUGCUGGCCUUAAUGUGAUUCGGAUAAUUAGCGAGCCUACUGCUGCAGCGAUUGCAUAUGGCCUUGACAAGAGAACUAACUGUGUGGGAGAACGAAAUAUUUUCGUGUUUGACCUUGGUGGUGGUACUUUUGAUGUGUCUCUUGUUACAAUUGAGGAUAACGUCUUCCAAGUUAAGGCUACUGCUGGAAACACUCACCUCGGUGGAGAGGACUUUGAUAACAGGAUGGUGAAUUACUUUGUGGAGGAGUUCAAGCGGAAGAAAAAAGUGGACAUUAGUGGUAACCCAAGAGCCUUGAGGAGGUUGAGAACGUCUUGUGAGAGGGCGAAAAGGACCCUCUCUUUUUCUGUUGAUACCACUAUUGAGGUGGAUGCUUUAUUUGAGGGCAUUGACUUCUCUUCAUCGAUCACUCGUGCAAAGUUUGAAGAAAUCAAUAUGGACCUUCUUAAUGAGUGUAUGAAAACAGUUGAGAGUUGUCUUACCGACUCUAAGAUGGACAGGAGUAUUAUAGAUGAUGUUGUCCUUGUUGGAGGUUCUUCAAGGAUUCCCAAAGUCCAGCAGCUAUUGCAGGACUUUUUUGAGGGAAAGGAUCUGUGUAGGAGCAUCAACCCUGAUGAGGCUGUUGCUUUUGGUGCCGCUGUGCAGGCUGCAUUGUUGAGUGAUGGCAUUAAGAAUGUUCCGAAUUUAGUGUUAGUUGAUGUGGCACCACUGUCUUUAGGUUGGAGGCUAAUACAUGACGACAUGGCCGUUGUUAUUCCUAGGAAUACUACUAUACCUGUCAGGAAGACAAAAGUUUUUUAUACCACUGAAGAUAAUCAAGCCUCUGUCCUAAUCAGGGUUUAUGAGGGGGAGAGAACUAGAGCAAGUGAUAACAAUCUGCUUGGUUCUUUUAGUCUUUCUGGGUUGCCCCCCGCGCCUCGUCUCCAUCCUUUUAAUGUAUGUUUUUCUAUAGAUGAUAAUGGCAUUUUGACUGUCUCUGCUGAGGAAAUUUCUACUGGCAAUACAAAUGAGAUUAUAAUAGCUAAUUACAAAGAACGGCUAUCGACAGAAGAAAUUCAAAAAUUGAUUGAAGAAGCUGAAAAUUACAGUGUUGAAGAUAAAAAAUUCCUCCAAUUAGCUAAAGUAAAGAAUGCACUGGAUCUUUGUGUUUACAAAAUUGAGACUGCUUUAAAGAAGCAGAAUAAUAAACUGAAAAUCUCACCGGAGAGCAAAAAGAUUAAUGCUGCAAUUGCAAUGGCCAAGAAUUUGCUUGAUGAGAAUAACCGGUAUGAAUUAGAUGUUUUUGAGGGUCAUUUGAAGGAGCUGGAAAGUAUAUUUGAAAACACUAUAGCCAAGAUUGGUUAG